GUACAGAAUUCGAAACAUCGAUGGGUCCGCUGAGAGAGAAACUCAAAACCACGCAACGUGAACUCUCUGUGUUACGUGCAGAAUUCAGGAAACAGACAGUGGAGCUGCACGAGGUCAAAGAGCAGGGGAAGACCGCGCUCUCUGGCCUGGAGACUCGGCUGAGGGAUUGCAGGUCACAACUGCAGCGUGCUGAGAUCGAGCUGGAGUCAGAAAGGACAGCGGCCGCUGAGAGAGAAUCACGACUGACCACAGAACAGGAGUGCUUACAGCGAGAGCUGGAGGAUGCCCGUUGCGCGCGGGCACGUGCGGAGGAGGGUGAGCGGGCGCUGAGGGCGGAACUGGAGGAAAUUCGCCUCCGAGCCUCUGAGGAGGGGGAGAGGAGGCGAGGUGCGUCGCGGGAGGUGGAGGAGGCGCGGAGGGCCCUCGCGGAGCAGCGGUCCGAGGCAGAGGAGGCGCAGAGAGCGGGCGCCGUGGUGAGGGAGAGGCUGCGGGCGCUCGAGGGGGAGCUGGUCAG
Chiloscyllium plagiosum (whitespotted bambooshark) is the source of this 514-nucleotide messenger RNA. The record is from RefSeq and is a predicted model, not a curated record. Lineage: Eukaryota; Metazoa; Chordata; Chondrichthyes; Orectolobiformes; Hemiscylliidae.